Molecule: messenger RNA, 3377 nt
Organism: Erinaceus europaeus (western European hedgehog)
Lineage: Eukaryota; Metazoa; Chordata; Mammalia; Eulipotyphla; Erinaceidae
Product: mucin-6-like
Exons: 3
Coding region: 1-1491 (496 amino acids)
Source: RefSeq, a predicted model, not a curated record
AUGGUGGUCUCGAACAUGCUCAGGCCUCUCCAGAUUGCUGCCGUACUAUGUGGGGCAAAAGCAGCCAGGCCUCUGCCACCUGACAACUUCAUAGUGUGUCAGUCUCCAACCAUAUCACAUCAGCUCCACAAAACAACAGUCUCCAUGCACAUCAACUACACACAGCAUCACUCACCACACAGCCUUAGUCUCCACACAGCCUCAGCUCCACAAAGCCUCAGUCUCCACACAGCCUGUCUCCUCCACCCAGUCUUAGUCUCCACACAGGCUCAGUCUCCACCCAGCCUCAGUCUCCACCCAGCCUCAGUCUCCACACUGCCUCGGUCUCCACACAACCACAGCUCCACACUGCUUCAACUCCACACAGACUCGGUCUCCAAACAGACUCGGUUGCCACACAGCCUCAGUCUCCACACAGCCUCAAUCUCCACACAGCCUCAAUCUCCACACAGCCUCAGUUUGCACACAGCCUCAAUCUCCACCCAGCCUAUCUCCACACAGCGUAAGCUCCACACAACCUGUCUCCACACAGCCUCAGCUCCACACAGCCUCAAUCUCCACACAACCACAGUCUCAACACAUCCUCAGUCUCCACACUGCCUCAAUCUCCACCCAGCCCAAGCUCCACCUAGCCUCAGUCUCCACACAGCAUCAACACACAGGCGCAGGUCCACCCAGACUCAGUCUCUACACAACCUCAACCUCCACACAGCCUCAAUUCCACACAGCCUAGUUCUCCACACAGCCUUGGUCUCAACACAGUCUCAGCUACAUAAAGCCUCAGUCUCCACACAGCCUCCGUCUCCACCCAGCCUCAGUUUCCACCCACCCUCAGUCUCCACACAGCAUCAGCUCCACACAGCCUCAGUCUCCACACUGCCUCGGUCUCCACACAAGCACAGCUCAACACUGCUUCAACUCCACACAGACUCAGUCUCCACACAGUCUCCGUUGCCACACAGCCUCACUUUUCACACAGCAUCAGUUCCACAUAGCCUCGGUCUAUACACAGCAUCAGCUCCACACAGCCUGUCUCCAAACAGCCUAAGCUCCACACAGCAUCAACUCCAUACAGGUGCAGCUCCACCCAGCCUCAGUGUCCACACAUCAGCCUCCACACAGCUUCACUCUCCACACAGCCUCAGUUCCACACAACCUGUCUCCACAAAGCCUCAGUCUCCACACAGCCUCAGUCUCACAAACCCUCAGCUCCACACAGUCUCGGUCUCCACACAGCAUCAGUCUCACAGAGCCUCAGCUCCACACAGCCUAGGAUCCACACAACCUCAGUCUCCACACAGCCUCUGUCUCCAUACAGCCUCCGUCUCCACACAGCCACAGUAUCCACACACUUCAGCUCCACACAGCCUCGGUCUCCACACAGCCUCAUCUCCACACAGCCUCAGUCUCCACACAGCCUCAGUCUCCACACAGCCUCAGUCUCCACACAGCCUCAAUCCCAGCACAGCCUCUGCUUUGACCUUGGGGUGAUCAUUGAAAGCAAAACACCGAGCACUCAUCUACCCAGAACUCCACAGUCUUUUAAAUCCCUCUGCUGGGUGAGUGGUUACAGCACAGCUGUGGCCACCCGAGCGCAGCAGCAGCUGUGUUUGUGUUUUGGCAGCCUGGGCUUGUAUGUGCCAUCCUGAAGGCCCUUGCAGAACUGCCUGGCCUCCCAGCUUCAGGUCCAGUGCCAGGCUCCUGUUUGUGGCGGCGGAGCGCCUCCUCUCCCGAGCCCCCGACAGGCGGCGCCCAGACCCUGGCAGCUGACAGCAGCGUCCUGGGACUUGUUCCCAGAGGGACCGGCCCGGCCGGCGUGUCCUCUGCCAGCAUCUCGCCCCUGAGCGCACUGCUCCUCGGACCCCGCGACAGCCUGGGUGGCCCAGGGUAGUGCAGCGAGCGGUGGUGAGUGGCCCAGCGUGAGGGCCGGCAGCUCGGCUCCCAGAGUGCUUUCCGGCUCCCCUCCUCCUCCUCCUCCUCCUCUGGUCUGAUGGGGUGUCGCUGCGGGCCGGGCGGCCGGCGGGCGGGCCCCGAGGGCUGCAGAGCUCCAGGAGGCCAGUGGUUUGUUCAGUGAGUCAUCUUACAAAAACAAAAGAAUUCAGUCUUCAACGCUGGGAUGGUGACCGCCUCUGUGUUCUUCAGACACAGCCCCGCGUGGGUGAGAGACACGUGCCCACGGAGGCCGUGCGUGCCCAGGUGCGGAUACGAAAGGAGCGCCUCGUCUUCACAGAAGCAGCUGGUCUGCUGUGACGGGAAUGAACGCAGCUGCGUGUGGAGUCGUAAAGUCACACCCUGGCGACUGUCCGAGUGGCCAGGAAAAGUCCAGGCGUGUUUUCGUGAAUCAGGUGCCAGAUGAAGCGGGCUAAGUUCUCGUCAGCAGUGGAAGCGCCCCGAGCUCGUCGGUCUCCUCAGUCCGGGCCUGAGAGGCGGCCCCUCGGCUGGCUCGCUCGCUCGCCGGCUGUGGCCGUGGUUCUCUGGCCGUGAAAGUCCUCCCUGGGGAUGACGAGAGUCCCCAAACAGCCGAAACCCACUGUCCCCUCGAAGGCCGCCUCCAGGGAGGUGGUGAAGUUAUCACUCACGCUCAGCAGUGAGUCGCUGUCACAAAACUGCUUCUUUGUGGCAGGAAGGGAGAGGGGCAGGGAGACACCCGCAGCCCAGCUCCCCCGGCUGCUGGGGGCCCAGGGCUCAAACCCACGCGCCGCCCCCCGGCCCCACAGUGGAGCAAAGCUCCCCGGGUGGAGAAGCGGCUGUGCGGAGUCUGUCUCCCCUCACUCCCUCGUCCUCUCUGUCCCGCCAACGGACGUGAGAGCCGUGAGCAGCGGCCUUCGGAGCCUCAGACGUGAGGGUAGGAGGUGCCGCAGUGGCGAUGCCCCUGGCUCGCUGCUAAGCCAAGAAGCCGAGAGAAGGUGACACAGUGGCCGUGCAGACUCCAGCCGAAGGCCCCAGGCUCAGUUCCCCCAGCAGCCGGCGUGGGCGGUGCGCUGGUUAAGUGAGCAGCACACAGGUUCAAGCCCUCGCUCCCCAUCUGCAGGGAGAAAGCGUCACGGGAGGUGAAGCAGUGCGGGAGGUGUCUCCCCGUCAGCUCUUCGUUUGUCCCUGUCUCUGUCCAAAGUAAGUUGAAAGAUAUAAAUGUGGAGUCGGGCGGUGGCGCAGCGGGUUAAGCGCAGGUGGCGCAAAGCGCAGGGACCGGCGUAAGGAUCCCGGUUCGAGCCCCUGGCUCCCCACCUGCAGGGGAGUCGCUUCCCAGGCGGUGAAGCAGGUCUGCAGGUGUCUGUCUUUCUCUCCCCCUGUCUGUCUUCCCCUCCUCUCUCCAUUUCUCUCUGUCCUAGCCAACAAUGACAAUAAUAAUAACUACACUAAAAUAACAAGGGCAACAA